AAAGAAUUAAGUAAGCUUUCAGAAAACGAAAUGGGUACUAGUAAGGGAAAUAUGGUAACAAUUUUAAGCAUUGAUGGAGGUGGUAUUAGAGGCAUAAUUCCUGCUGUCCUUCUUGCCUUUCUUGAAUCGAAGCUUCAAGAACUGGAUGGACCAGAUGCAAGAAUUGCAGAUUAUUUUGACAUAAUUGCAGGGACUAGCACUGGUGGGCUUAUGACAACCAUGCUCACAGCUCCAAAUAAGGAAACAAAAAAACCUUUAUAUGAAGCAAAAGACAUCAAGAACUUCUAUUUAGAACAUGGCCCUAAGAUUUUCCCACAAAAAAGAAAUAACUUCAUGAACUCUGUAAUAAACUUUGUGGGUGAGGUUCUUGGCCCAAAAUAUGACGGGAAAUAUCUACGAUCAUUGACAAACCAGUUGCUUGGAGACUUGACCCUAAAGGAGACCUUGACAGAUGUGAUUAUACCUACUUUUGAUAUCAAGCUUCUUCAGCCAAUCAUCUUCUCAACCGAUGAUGCAAAGGUUAAUGCUUUGAAAAAUGCUAGGCUAGCAGAUAUUUGUGUCAGCACUUCUGCUGCUCCAACGUACCUCCCAGCUCAUUCCUUCACACUCAAGGAUGAUCAAACGACUCGCAGUUUUGAUCUUAUUGAUGGUGGCGUUGCCGCCAAUAAUCCAACACAAGUCGCUAUAAGCCACGUCCGGAGGGAGAUUUUACAGGAAAACUCUAAUUUUACUCAUGCAAGUGUGACAGAGAGAAAUGGUAUGCUAGUGUUAUCGCUUGGAACUGGCAUGGCCAAGCUUGAACCAAAAUAUAGUGCAAGUAAGGCAUCUAAAUGGGGUUUGAUUAGUUGGAUCUUUGACAAUGGCACAACACCAAUAAUUGAUAUUUUUAUGGAUGCUUGCUCCGACAUGGUUGAUUACCAUGUCUCCACUCUUUUCCAAUCCCUCCAUUGCGAUGGCUAUUACCUGCGCAUUCAGGAAGAUUCACUGACGGGUGAUGCCUCAUCUGUUGAUAUAGCAACUGCGGAGAAUUUACAGAGCUUAGUGGAGAUUGGAACGAAGCUACUGAAGAAGGCGGAGUCAAGGGUGAAUUUGGAAACUGGUAUAUUUGAAAGUAUGGGUGAACGAACCAAUGAAGCAGCUCUUAUUGACUUUGCCGACCGGCUAUCAAAGGAACGAAAGCUCCGGCAAGACUCUACUUGAAAAUUUGAUAUUUGUGGAAAUCACACGGUUAAAACGUGACGGGGAUAAUUGCGUUUAGAAUUAAAUUUGGCUAAAUCAAAUCUAUAAGUUUAAUAACGAACUAAAUCAAUGAAAUGAGAUUUUUUUUUCUAUA
Jatropha curcas is the source of this 1333-nucleotide messenger RNA. RefSeq names its product patatin-like protein 2. Gene Ontology annotation, molecular function: glycerophospholipase activity; monoacylglycerol lipase activity. The record is from RefSeq and is a predicted model, not a curated record. Gene Ontology annotation, biological process: lipid metabolic process. Lineage: Eukaryota; Viridiplantae; Streptophyta; Magnoliopsida; Malpighiales; Euphorbiaceae.